Orbicella faveolata is the source of this 1532-nucleotide messenger RNA. RefSeq lists its product as uncharacterized. NCBI's taxonomy places the organism in Eukaryota, Metazoa, Cnidaria, Anthozoa, Scleractinia, Merulinidae. Gene Ontology annotation, biological process: cell surface receptor signaling pathway. The record is from RefSeq and is a predicted model, not a curated record.
UGUUCGUUUCAGUGUUUGCCCUAGAAAAGCGACUUGGAAGAACUAAAGAAGACUGUCUUUUACAGUGCAAUUUAAACAACCAAAAGCGAUCCUAUCUUCCUAAAUGAGCGAAUUUUUUGAUGGUGAUUGCGAGGACGACCUGGAUGGCAGUAGUGGAUUCAAAGGUAUUCUGGUGCUGCGAGAAUUCUUUCAAGUAAUUUUCGACGAGGGAAGUUAACCCUUGUGUUUGGCUUGAACUCUCUUCGUUUUGCCAUUUGGUAGCGGGGAAGAAAUUAGGAACUACACUGUCUAAUCUCGUUUUUGAAGCUCAAAAGGAAAGUUUAGGCUACAGAUGAAGAACCAAGGGGCCAGUUACCUCGCUAUGGCCGCUAACAACAGUGACAGCUACUUCGCGAGGCCCGGGUCCAUCUUUGCCAUCGUGGAUAACAUUUACUGGGCGAUCUCUAGCGCUAAACACAACAAAGCUUAUGUCCUUCGAUUUGUGCCUAUUGUCAAGCAGAUUACCAAAGUUCUGAACGGAGCAGAUGUCAAAUUCAUUCGCCAAGCCGAAUUCUACAGCGAUCUAAAAGAAACCUUGUUCAAGAUCGAAAGCCAUGUGAAAGAAAGUUCUACCCGAGGAAAAUGGAUGAACAAGCUAAUGGCAAAGAAGAACCAGAAAAGUUUCCAAGAGUUCGAGGAGCACGUCGAUCAUCUCAUUACACGAAUCGUUUUUUCGUUUGCUCAGCGAGUUCAACUGCUAAACCUGGCUCGACAAUCGAAGAGGGCAUUGUCAGAAAUACCGGAGGAAGAAGAUGAAGAAAACUUGAGUGAAAUCAGUAGCGACCGCAACAGCGCUAGUACUACUAGCGACACUUCCGGCGAAGAUGAAUCCUUGGCGAGCCAAGAAGACGAAAUUGCCGGGGAACGAUAAACGUUUAACACCAUUUCCACUUUUUGUGAACCAUCAAAUCGGAAAUCGAAAGACAUGAGCAGUUGUGAAGGAAAAAGUUGGCGUCGUUGUUCACUAAACACAUUAAUUAAAUAUUCCUAACUUUGUGUUGAAAAGCCUUAGGGAUACAUUCCAUUGAGCUUUGUAAACGAGUAUUAAAUUAGAAUUUUAGUUUCAUGUAGAUUAGCACAUAUUUUAACGAGAAUCUAGUUUGGAUUAACUUAGCAUUUCUAAGUGAAACAUUUUAUUUAAAGGUAGUACAAGACAUGAAGUUGUCGGUAUGUACAUUGUAAGAGUUUGUUAAGAGAUUUUUUGUGUGGUUUCAAGAUUUGCAUAUCUUUUUGCAAUUUCUGAAGAGCGGGUAAACAAGCACUCGAAAUGUCAGUUAUAAUUGCUAUAUUUAGGUUCUGACAUAAUGGAAAAUAUAAAUUAUUACAUUUAUUUUUCUGGUCGGGGAACAAGGCUUUUAUUUCAAAUGUUGCAGAAUGCACUUGUUCUGCAUAUUCCACUCAAGAAUUGUAUCAGGCUUAUAUUUUGGGAAAGUGUACAGUUACCUUAUAUUUAAACACAAAGGGAUAAUAUAAUAAAAUUGAUUUGAAGAAAA